Meyerozyma guilliermondii ATCC 6260 is the source of this 3840-nucleotide messenger RNA. RefSeq lists its product as uncharacterized. Gene Ontology annotation, cellular component: fungal-type cell wall. Bases 1 to 3840 code for a protein of 1279 amino acids. The transcript has a single exon. Gene Ontology annotation, biological process: cell adhesion. The record is from RefSeq and is a predicted model, not a curated record. Lineage: Eukaryota; Fungi; Ascomycota; Pichiomycetes; Serinales; Debaryomycetaceae.
AUGACUUCUACUUGGACUGGAUCUGAAACCUCAACUACUACUAUCAAGGGAGGUCCAGGUGAAAGUGACACUGUCAUUGUCGAGGUUCCAACCCCAACUAGUACGAUCACUUCAACUUGGACUGGAUCGGAUAUUUCUACCACAACCAUUACAGCUGGUGAAGGUGGUACUGCUACCGUUAUUGUUGAAGUGCCUACUCCAACCAAUACGAUUACUUCCACUUGGACCGGCUCUGAAACUACUUCAACCACUAUUUCUGCCGCACCUGGAGGUAAUGCUACCAUCGUUAUUGAGGUUCCAACUCCUACAACUACCGUUACUUCUACAUGGACUGGCUCUGAUGUUUCAACCACCACUGCCAUUGGAGGACCAGGUGAAAGCAACACUGUUUUUGUCGAAGUGCCAACUCCAACUACAAUUAUAACUUCUACAUGGACUGGAUCUGAAACCUCAACUACCACACUUAAAGGUGGACUCGGUGGAAGUGACACAGUGAUUGUCGAAGUUCCAACUCCUACAACUACGAUAACUUCUACCUGGACUGGAUCUGAAAUAUCCACUACAACGAUUCCAGCAGGACCAGGUGGAUCAGCGACCGUCAUUGUUGAAGUUCCAACACCAACGACCACUCUUACAUCCACUUGGACUGGUUCUAACAUUUCAACCACCACGAUUAUUGGAGGUCCAGGCCAAAGUAAUACUGUUAUCGUCGAGGUUCCAACUCCUACUACUGUCAUUACAUCUACUUGGACUGGAUCUGAAAUUUCGACUACAACUUUGAAAGGUGGUCCAGGUGGCUCCGAUACUGUUAUAGUUGAAGUACCUACUCCAACAACUACCGUUACUUCUACUUGGACUGGAACUAACACUUCCACUACAACUGUCACUGGAGGACCAGGUGAGAGUAAUACCGUUAUUGUUGAAGUGCCAACCCCAACUACUACUAUUACCUCGACUUGGACUGGAUCUGACACUUCUACUACCACAGUAAAAGGACAACUUGGACAGUCCGAUACUGUUAUUGUUGAAGUUCCAAUCCCAACCAACACGAUUACAUCGACAUGGACCGGAUCCGAUACCACUACAACUACCAUCUCAGGAGUACCAGGAGGCAAUGCUACCGUUGUCGUUGAUGUGCCAACACCGGCUAUCACCAUCACCUCGACUUGGACUGGAACUGAAACUUCUACAAUUACUUUCCCGGCCCUGGUGGGCGGCACAGCAACGGUUAUUGUUGAAGUACCAUCUAGCAUUUCGGCAUCGAACUCAAGUUCCGUCACUUCUUCAGUGUCUGAGACAAGUUCUGAUUCUUCAUCAGUGCCCGAGUCGAGUUCUGCUUUGUCUUCAUUACUGCUUUCAAAUGUUACUUCUUCAGUGCCCCCAUCAUUGACAGUUUCUGAGUCCAGUCUUGUUACGUCUUCGGUUCCUGAAUCCAGUUCUAGUUUGUCUUCCAUAACUGAGUCCAGUUCCGUUUCGUCUUCGGUACUUACAAACGUUACUUCUUCAGUACCUCAGUCCAGUUCAAGUUCGUUAUCUGAGUCCAAUUCUGCUUCGUUAUCAGCUUCUGAGUCCAGCUCCGUCACUUCUUCAGUGCCUGAAUCCAGUUCUAGUUUGUCUUCCAUAACUGAGUCCAGUUCUGCUUCGUUGUCAGUGUCUAUGACUAGCUUCAAUGUUUCAAGCUCUGCUUCAUCUUCGGUUUCUGAAGUCGUCUCAGCUUCUUCCAGCUACGUUUCGUCAUCGGCAUCUGAGUCUGCUUCGUCUUCCGCAACUGAGUCUAGCUCUGCUUCGUCGUCUGCGUCCAGCACUGUUUCGUCUUCUUCUGAGUCUAGCUCAGCUUCAUCUUCGGCACCGGAAUCAAGUUCAGCUUCAUCUUCCGCUGCUGAGUCCAGUUCUACGAUUGAGUCCAGCUCCACAAUUGAGUCCAGUUCUCUCUCGUCCAAUUCAGCCUCAUCAGAGUUCCCAUCAAUCAGGCUUAGCUCUGCAGUUUUGAGCUCAUCGUCUUCUGGAUAUGCACCUAGCUCAUACGCUAACAGCUCAAUUGCCUUCUCGAGUUCAUCGGUUACCAGCUCGGUGCCUGUUAGUUUAACGAGUGACAGUUCCUCUGGUUCAACAUCUGCACCAUCUUCCAGUAUAACUUCUGGUUCGUCUGCAACAUCUGAUUCUUCUGUUUUUUCGGGAAGUUCUUCAAUCCCAUCAUCCAGUUCAGCUGAUUCGUCUGUUUCUUCUGAUGUUACUUCAGUUCCAUCCAGUUCAACUGAAGCGUCUGUUUCUUCUGAUAUCACAUCAGUUCCAUCUUCGAGUUCAGCUGAAUCGUCUGUUUCUUCUGGAGUUAUCUCGGCAUCUUCGAGUUCAACAGACUCAUCCAGCGUCUCGGGAUCGCCAACUAGUGAAACCUCAGAGACAUCUUCUUCCGAGUCAUCCAUAUCACCCGAGCUGUCUACGCCAUCGUCCAGUAUAACUCCAGGCUUGUCGACAUCUUCAAGCCUUUCUUCUGAUACCACUUCAGAAGUAUCCUCGAGUAUUACAUCUGGCUCAGCUGCAACAUCUUCCGAUACCACAUCAGAAUUAUCCUCAAGUAAUACGUCUGGCCCAGCUACUAUAUCUACUUCUGAUACCAUAUCAGCAGUAUCCUCAAGUGGUACACCUGUUUCGAAUUCCGAUGUUUCCUCCGAAACAGUAGAGUCAUCUAGUGUUACGUUCAGUGGUGCGAAAUCUGAAGUUUCAUCUGAUGUUACUUCAGCUUCUUUGACUGGUUCAUCUAGUGUCACCGUCUCAGAACCCACUGAUAUUAUCACCAGCGUUUCUUCAGCAUCUUCCAUUGCAACUCCAGUCCAGCCUUCCUUGUCUACAAGUGGUUCAUCUAUAAUCAUCUGUAGAAGAGAUGGCUCAAACUGUAUAACCGUUGAUUCUUCGUCAGUCUAUUCACAAGCGACCAGCAGAAAGACCUCGUCGACAGACAGGAAUUCUGUUGAUGCAACGAGUAGAACAAGGGGAAAUGGCGGAACAGAUAUCGUUCCUCCAACUCAAACAGUUGUCGAUACGGUCACAGAAACAACUGUGGAGCCAUGUACUACAGACUCGACUUCGAGCACUCCAUUAGUUGCUCCUAGUAGAGGUUCUGGUAAUGGAGGCUACGGUCAAAAUGGAGGAUCCAAAUCGUCUGCUUUCAGUUCAUCACCAACUAAAGGCGCUGCUACUGGUACUGAGAACGGCGUGCCUUCAAGAUCGCUCGCUGCUAAUUCAACACCAACCGAAUCAGAAUCUGGGUCUGGACCAGGUCCCGAAUCUGAUAACAGUGAACAUACAGGCCCAGCACCAACCGGUAAUAGCGGACCUGGCUCAGGAUCAAACAACAAUGAGCCUACAGGUGCUGCAGCAACAACUACUGGAUCUGGAAGUGGAUCUGGAAACGGAAAUGGAAAUGGAUCUGGAAACGGAAAUAAUGGAAAUGGAAGUGAAAAUGGAAAUGGAAAUGGAAGUGGAAGUGGAAGUGGAAGUGGAUCUGGAAAUGGAAAUGGAAGUGGAUCUGGAAACGGAAAUGGAUCUGGAAGUGAAUCUGGUAAUGGAGAGGCUCCAGGCUCACCCACCGCUUCUCUUUUAGUCCCAGCCGUCUCUGAGGAAUCUCCUCAAUCAGCUAGUGGAAGUCCUACACUUUACGCUUCCAAUUCGUCACCAACUGCCUUGGGACCUGGAUCUGGGUCUGCUAACAGUGCGCCUACAGGUUCAUCAUCUGCUCCAAGCUCAUCACCAACUGUUUAUGAAGGAGCUGCCGUGUCACAUACUGUGUCAUGGAGUAUGCUCACAUUUUUUAUGAGCAUGGUUGUCUUCAUCAAUUUGUGA